Durotheca rogersii is the source of this 702-nucleotide messenger RNA. RefSeq lists its product as uncharacterized. The coding region runs from base 1 to 702 and encodes 233 amino acids. Lineage: Eukaryota; Fungi; Ascomycota; Sordariomycetes; Xylariales; Xylariaceae. The transcript is spliced from 3 exons. The record is from RefSeq and is a predicted model, not a curated record.
AUGUUCAAGCCGGAGGUCGACCGUCACAACUGGAGCUGGUCCGAAUGGGACUCUCCCUCCCGAGAACUCGAGGAUGUCUCACACGAGACAGACGACUGGCCAGUUAGAGAUCCGCUCGCUGCUCUGCCCCCGAAACUUAGGGAGCAAAUCAGGGCCAUUCUCGCAAUGAAGCCGCGGAGCCCGACAAAUCUCAUCAACAUAACAGAAACCGGCACAUAUAACAAAUCCAGCAACAGCGUGCUGGAGGAUGCAUGCCUCAAGCUGGCCGACUUGCCUUCACCGGUAUUCCCGUCUGGCGAACCGACCCGUCCGGAAUCUCCCGAGUCCUCUUCUUGGAUUGAUGUGGAUGCCCGGCCGUGGCCCGACCACCUGCAAAAAAUGUGGAUCGACAGCGAGAAGACCCGGGCAUACGAGAAGAAGGGCCAACAAGCCGAGGACUGCGCGGAGGAGUCGCCGGCUGACCCUUCUCCUCCGAGUCCGGCCGCGUCGAGCCUGACCGCAUCCAGCGUCCUCGUGGUGAACGCGCCCAUGCCGGAUCCGUUCAUGCCCGCGCUGUCGGCAGACGGCGCCGCGUCGGACCGCCCGCACUCAUCAACCUCGACGUCGCGCUGGGUCGACCUGGGCGGGCUGCGCCGGUGGAACCGGGCGACGCUGGCGCCGACCGUCACUCUUCGAAAUUCAAAUCGGUACUUUGGCUGCUGA